AUGAAUCCACGUGAGCAUCAACAACCAUCUGCUCCUCCACCGCCUUACUAUUCCAUUGUCAAUGAUAAUCGACAGGAAUAUCGUUCGGACAACUCGUCAAAUCAAAAUUAUGCUCAAUCACAACAAGAGCGCAUACCUAAAUUUGAUGAAUUUAUCAAUCGCUAUGAAAUUAAUCCAAGUUUUGCUGAAAAAUUAUAUGGACUGAGAGGGUGUGAGAUUGUUUUUAUUUGUGAUGAUUCAGGUUCGAUGAGCGCACCAGUCGGAGAAGUUACUAAUCCACGUGAAAAACAAAGAACACGAUGGGAUGAAUUAAAACAAACAGUAUCGAUUGUUGUUGAUUUGGCUAGUGUUCUUGAUCCAGAUGGUGUUGACGUCUAUUUUCUUAAUCGUGAGCCUAUGUUACAUGUGCGCAGCGGGUCCGAAUUAGAAAAUAUCUUUGCUAUGGAGCCAGAAGUACUUAAAGACAAGCGUAAUCAUAUUUAUGAACGCAAGUUGCUCAUUCUCAUAGCAACUGAUGGUAUACCAACAGACGACCGAGAACGUACAGAUAUUCAUACACUUGAACACGUUCUCAAAAAUGAACGUACACCUACUAAUCAAAUUCCAGUUACAAUCAUUGCAUGUACAGAUGAUCAAGAAUGUAUAGGAUAUUUGAAUAAUUGGGAUAAAAAGAUUCCAAACCUUGAUGUUGUCGACGACUAUCGAACGGAAAGAAACGAAGUUCAAGCCUAUCGUGGCAAACAUUUUCCAUUCAGCUUUGGUGAUUACAUAGUUAAAAUUCUAAUGGGAAGUAUAGACAGUUGGUUUGAUAAUUGGGAUGAAAAACAAUAA
Rotaria sp. Silwood1 is the source of this 831-nucleotide messenger RNA. The record is from the annotation of a GenBank genome assembly. NCBI's taxonomy places the organism in Eukaryota, Metazoa, Rotifera, Eurotatoria, Philodinida, Philodinidae.